AUGAAUCUUUAUCAUUAUGUGUUCACAGAAAAUGUUCCAAAGACGUCAAAACGGUUGGAGGUACGAGAACAUGCAAUCCCAGGAAAUGUUGAAAAGACGUUAAAACAGUCAGAAAGCCAACGACACUCCUCAUCCAGUUCUGCAGCCUCUCCAAUGGAAGAAGUAAAAGAAGCUACAAGUGUAAUGACUUUGGACGAAAGAGAGAAACCUCACAUAUCUCAUAUCAAACGUGUUGUAUCUACGAAUCAGCCAACGGGAGGCACACUUCCAGAUGGAAUUCGUAAGGAGCUCAUUCAUAUAAUAGAUAACCAGAGACGUGGAAAAACUAACGUCGGUCCGAGUAACGUAACAUCCAUAUGGGACUACGCUGGGCAGUUGAAGUACUAUAUCACUCAUAGAAUGUUCCUGACAGGAAGAACAUCAUUUGGCGUUGUUUUUAGUUUAUUGGACGAUUUAGAUGCGUUGGCAAAAUCACGAAACGGGGAGUUGUUUGAAAUGACAAAUCUACAAAUGAUUGUAUUCUGGUUUCGUUCGAUAUAUGAAUAUGCUGUAUUACUGAAUAAUGUAAAUGAUGCACCUUUGAUCAACGGAGAAAUACAGUCACCGCCGAUUAGUUUGAUUGCCACUCACAAAGACCUACUACAAGGGAAUGAGGCAGAUAAAGAAACACAGAUCUGUAACAAGUUCAAGAAAAUAUUUAAUGAGAUAGAAGGAACAGCGUACGAAAAACACGUUGACCGAACCAUGUAUGCUGUAGACAAUACUAGACACAAGGAUAAAGGAAUUGAGAAAUUGAAGACAAACGUAGGCGGCUACAUGAAAGCAAUGGCAAGAACUGUGCCCACAAACUGGGUUGAAUUCCAGGCUCAAGUACAGGAGGUUGGGAAAGAAAGACUGCGUUUGUCAUUGGAUGAGAUCACCAACAUUGCCGCUAAAUGUGGUAUUGCAAAACACAUGCUCAUCACUGUCCUCGAUUAUCUAAAUGACACUGGAAUAAUUCUGUAUUCUAAGACUAACGAGACAUUGAAGAACACGGUGAUAAUAAACUUACGUAUGAUGAUCGACUUCUUGACGAAAAUCAUAACAGUGGUAACUCCAGAUGACAUUGAUAAGAUCCCUAGGAUGAUGAUAUUAUGGCAUAGGCUUGAUUACGAGGGAAUACUGGAAGAAGAAUUGCUACGUCAUUUAUGGAGACAUGAGAUUAUGAAGGACGCCAGCAAUUUUGACGUCUUCUUAGAACUGAUGAAGAUGUUUGGAUUGCUUUUUGAGAGGCAACUAGGUGCUAAACAAGGUUACCGAACGUUUGUCGUACCCUCUCGGAUGCAAGUAAAUAAAGAGAGCUUGGAAGUUAAGAAAGACGAGAUGCAGACGAUAUCGAUUUUUGUGACUCCUACGGACUUCCUCCCAGACGCUAUCUACAAUAUGCUUGUAGUUGCAUUCUUAGACUUGAUGAGGACCAAAGGUAGAAGUUGCGAUCAUGUGAACUUGUUCCGGAAUUGUAGCGACUUUGACUUAGAUGAUGACCACGUGGUGAGUCUUGGUGAGGUCAAAAUAGCGAACAGACACGCAUUAAAGCUCCAAAUAUCACGCACUAUUGUAUGUGGUCGUGGUAAAGAAGAGGAGGUCCUUGAACCAAAUCCUAGCGUCUGCAUGGAGCUAUUAAGUUACCUCAGACUGCAACUUAAAACAGUAUACGGUACUUUUGAAGGAGUCGGCUACGAAUUAUGCGUCCUUUGUGACGUGUGUGAACCUACGCUUCAUCCACAUUUGCAUAAACUCGAUGAAUGUUUGGAGAAAGAUAAAAUGAUUUGUGGAAGACGGAAGGCAAUGGCAACAGAGCAUAUCAAACGAUUCUUUACAACAGGUUUUGACGAAAAAUCCAAAAAAGAAAUUAUGAAUUUUCUGGCUCUUCAAACAUUGAUCAUUGGCCGUGGAACUAAAGAAAUAAGAAGGUACUUUCUAGAUAAAACCGGACUCACCGUACACGAAGUUAAACCGUUCUUGAUAAGAGAGAGGCAAGAUGGAGUUUUAAAGGACGUUGACUUUGAAGGCCAAACAGCAAUUGUUUUUGCAUCAGCCGACAAUUUUGAAGCAUUUGAUAUGAACAUCUUGAUGAAGUUGAUUCGCUAUUGUUGUGAUAGCAACCAUGAUAAUGACUUUUGGGAGAAUCCCACAAAUGAUGACAAUGCUGAGCUGGCAAAUCUCAUUCGCAUCUAUAAAUAUAAGAAGAAUGUUCUCGACAGUAGCUACAACAACAGAGUCACAGAUGAGGAUUUUGACAAGCGAUGGAAGGAACUAACGGCAAUGUUUACAGGUGUUGGUGUUCCUGUUGAAGACAUUGACAAUUACCGCGAUCCACGGAAAUACAAAGAAGGAACUGUUAUUGGUUUUAACCAGACGGAGGUUGAAGAAAUCACAAAUUUCCAAGCACUGUUUUCUGUUAUCGUUGAUCUCGGCUCCGUAAGGAUGAGGGAGUACAUUUUGGAGGUUAAAGGUCUUAAGAAGAAGGACAUUGGGAAGUUUUUAUUGGAAGAAGAGGCAAAUGAUAGCUUUAAGAAAGUUAGAUUGUUUGCGGAUCAAAAGACAAAAAUGUUCACAUUCAAUGCAGACAUCGAUAAAUUUGACAUAUCAAUUUUAAUGUGUAUAAUACGCAACUGCUGCAGCAAUCUUCCUGAAUCGUUUUGGACGAAUCCAAAUGUACUGCCUAACCUGGUACUUAUACAUCAGUACAGGAACGGCGUUUUGGCACAUACUCCAAACAGUAGAAUGUCAACAAAGGACUUUGAAAUCGAAUGGAAGAAAGUGGAAUCCAUGCUGCACGCUGCUGGCGCUUCUAAACCUGACAUUGACAAAUACAAAAUGCUACGAUUUGCAACAUAUUAAUAAGACGUCUAAAUAUACAUAUAUCAAGGAGGUAUAAAAAUAUAUGUAUAUAUUGUACAUUUUUACUGCUCUUAAUAUCGAUUUUACCACUUAAGCUAAAUUUACACUAGACACGAUAACGACACGCCACGAUAAAAAUUAGCUCUGUGAAGAAUAUAAAGGACGCGAUCAUGUUGUUGCAAUGUCGUAUGGUGUCUAGUGUAAAUGUAGCUUUACGCCAGAGGGUUCGAAAUCGAAUGGAAGAAAGUGGAAUAUAGCCUAUGCUGAACAUUGCAUGCACUUCAAAAAGUGACAAUGACAAAUACAAGAGGCUUCGAUUUACAACUUAUUAAAGAAGACGUAUUAAUAAUCUAUUAUUGUUAUUUUAAAAGAAAAAUAUUUUUCAUUAUUUUUAGUAAUAUUUUUGAUAUCAAAUUUCACGCCAGCAUUGGCGAAUAAUUGUCAAGACGAUAUAGCUAAGAGUAAAGAUGGUUCGUUACAAAUGGAUUUUGAAUCACUUCAAACGAAUGACCCAAGUAAUCAAAUACAUUUAUAUAGUACCAGUUACGGUACCAUAAUAGCCAUAAAACAUAGACUUUGUAUAAUGUUAACAAAAUGGAACUUAUUUACAAUGUCAAUUUACUUUCUUAUUAAUAUCCAGGAACUGAUUUGCAAGAAAAGGAGUUAAACAGGUCAUUAGUCUCUCACACAUUCCCAUUUUUAUUUGUAACACUGAGAGUAGUUUAGUAAAGUGCCGUACUAAAUCAAACUCUUAAAGGCAUUUUGAAAUAUAUAUCAGCCAAACCCGCAUCAUAUUUAUGAAGAGACAUUUCUGUAACAUUCCGACCCGAAUUUAAAUUCAAUCAAUUUCAAGUGAAUGAUAGUAAAACGGUAAUUUUGGAAAUAUGGCACCUGGAUACCAUGGA
Messenger RNA from Anneissia japonica, 3788 nucleotides. RefSeq lists its product as uncharacterized. Bases 1 to 2883 code for a protein of 960 amino acids. The transcript has 13 exons. NCBI's taxonomy places the organism in Eukaryota, Metazoa, Echinodermata, Crinoidea, Comatulida, Comatulidae. The record is from RefSeq and is a predicted model, not a curated record.